Messenger RNA from Dromiciops gliroides (monito del monte), 2782 nucleotides. It is a transcript of the gene DYNC1I1, whose product is annotated as dynein cytoplasmic 1 intermediate chain 1. NCBI's taxonomy places the organism in Eukaryota, Metazoa, Chordata, Mammalia, Microbiotheria, Microbiotheriidae. The record is from RefSeq and is a predicted model, not a curated record. Gene Ontology annotation, molecular function: dynein light chain binding; dynein heavy chain binding. The coding region runs from base 145 to 2091 and encodes 648 amino acids. The transcript is spliced from 17 exons. Gene Ontology annotation, cellular component: cytoplasmic dynein complex. Gene Ontology annotation, biological process: transport along microtubule.
UGGCCGCAGCCGCCGGGUUCGGGCUCCUCCCUCCUUCCUCCUCCCCCUUCCCUCCUGUCAUCACAGUCGCAGCCGCCAGUUGCCUGAGCUCAUCCCAGAGGCCCGGGUCCUCAGCCUCAGCUGCUGCAGCGCCAGGGAGCCACGAUGUCUGACAAAAGCGACUUAAAAGCGGAGCUGGAGCGAAAGAAGCAGCGGCUGGCCCAGAUCAGGGAGGAGAAGAAACGAAAGGAAGAGGAGCGGAAGAAGAAAGAGGCGGACUUGCAGCAGAAGAAGGAGCCGGCUCCGGAAGACUCGGACUUGGACCGUAAGCGGAGGGAGACGGAGGCGCUGCUUCAGAGCAUCGGCAUCUCCCCAGAGCCACCGCUAGUGCAGUCGCUGCAUUUUGUAACAUGGGAUACCUGUUAUUUUCAUUAUUUAGUCCCAACCCCUAUGUCUCCCUCCUCGAAAUCAGCGAGCACGCCUAGCGAAGCCGGCAGCCAAGACUCCGGAGACCUGGGACCGCUGGCGAGCUGCCUUAGGACCCUGCAGUGGGACACUGACCCCUCAGUGCUGCAGCUCCAGACAGACUCAGAAAUUGGGCGGAGACUACAUAAGCUCGGCGUGUCCAAGGUGACUCAAGUGGACUUCUUGCCCAGGGAAGUUGUAUCUUACUGCAAGGAGACCCAGACCCCACUGGACACACACCAGUCAGAAGAGGAUGAGGAAGACGAAGAAAUGGUGGAGGCCAAGGUUCGGCACGACUCAGACCAGGAGCACCCAGAUGAGAAGCAGGCGGUGAAGGAAGCCCCUCCCCGGGAGCUGACGGAGGAAGAAAAGCAGCAGGUCCUUCACUCGGAGGACUUCCUCAUCUUCUUCGACCGCACCAUUCGCGUCAUCGAGCGCGCCUUGGCCGAAGACUCAGACAUCUUCUUCGAUUACAGCGGGCGGGAGCUGGAGGAGAAGGAUGGGGAUGUUCAAGCCGGGGCAAACCUGUCCUUCAACCGCCAGUUCUAUGAUGAGCAUUGGUCAAAGCACCGGGUGGUCACCUGCAUGGACUGGUCUCUCCAGUACCCAGAGCUGAUGGUAGCAUCUUAUAAUAGCAACGAGGAUGCGCCCCAUGAGCCCGAUGGAGUGGCCUUGGUCUGGAACAUGAAAUUCAAAAAGACCACACCUGAGUACGUCUUCCACUGCCAGUCCUCCGUGAUGUCCGUCUGCUUGGCUCGCUUCCAUCCCAACCUGGUGCUGGGCGGCACCUACUCGGGUCAGAUCGUCCUCUGGGACAACCGUAGUCACCGGGGGACACCAGUGCAGCGGACACCCUUGUCUGCAGCUGCGCACACGCACCCUGUCUACUGCGUCAACGUGGUGGGCACCCAGAAUGCUCACAACCUCAUCACUGUCUCCACCGACGGCAAGCUGUGCUCCUGGAGUCUGGACAUGCUUUCCACACCGCAGGAGAGCAUGGAGCUGGUGUAUAACAAAUCGAAACCUGUGGCUGUCACUGGGAUGGCCUUCCCAACAGGAGAUGUCAACAACUUCGUGGUUGGCAGUGAGGAGGGCACAGUCUACACAGCCUGCCGUCACGGAAGCAAGGCUGGCAUUGGGGAAGUCUUUGAAGGACACCAAGGACCAGUGACGGGAAUCAACUGCCAUAUGGCCGUGGGUCCCAUUGACUUUUCACACCUCUUUGUCACCUCAUCAUUUGACUGGACAGUCAAGCUGUGGAGCACCAAGCACAACCGGGCUCUCUACUCCUUUGAGGACAACGCCGACUAUGUCUACGACGUCAUGUGGUCCCCCGCGCACCCCGCGCUCUUCGCCUGCGUGGAUGGCAUGGGCCGCCUGGAUUUGUGGGACCUCAACAACGACACUGAGGUCCCAACGGCUAGUGUCGCUGUGGAGGGGGCCUCGGCCCUCAACCGUGUCCGCUGGGCCCACACUGGCAAGGAGGUGGCCGUGGGGGAUUCCGAAGGUCGCGUCUGGAUCUAUGACGUGGGAGAGCUUGCGGUUCCUCACAAUGAUGAAUGGAGCCGGUUCGCUAGGACACUAGUGGAGAUCCGAGCCAACAGGGCAGACAGUGAGGAGGAAGGGGCGGCAGAGCUGGCUGCCUAGCACAGACGGGCACCCUGGGCUGGCUUGCGGGCCCGGCGGACGCACACUCAUUCUCCUGCGGCCAGGGCGCAUGCCUUCGUGGUCUCCCCGUGUUCUCCGUGGAUCUGGUGUUCUUGUGGCUUGCUUCACAUGCUCCCUGCAUUCAUUAAAGCACCCACCCACCCCCGCCCAUCGUGAGCCUAGCUAUAAACAGCCCGGGCGUUUCUAGACUUUAUAUUUACGUCUCCAAGGUCAAAAGCGGGAAAAGGGGAAACCAAACCUUCCUGGAUUUCUUGUUGCCUUUUAACUGCUUCGUAGCCAUGUGUGAUAGCUCUGAGCCCUGGGCCAACUGGCGCCCCACCCCAGACGCCCCCAGAUGUAGUCCUGGGGGACUGCUUAGGCCUGUGCUCCCUGCUGCUCCUUAUUUACUGGGGGCAGGGUGUAUGUGCGUGCACCCCUGAGCCCUGUGGCUGCUUGAAAGCACCCAGAUAAACGACCCUAAGGCAUGGGUGUAAUGAGCCCCUGCCCAGAGAGAUUCCUGGGCUCUGAAUCCCAAUUAGGGUGCCCGGAAAACGCCCAGCUGAGUGGCGAGGCCUGGGGGGAUCGGAGGCAUUUAAUGCCAAUUAUCCUCAAGGGUAUCUGGGUCGUGGGUGCGCAUGUCAUGUAAGCGGGCGUGGUUCUGGACCCCGGAACUGCCAAUAAAAUAUUCAAA